AUGAACGAGACUGCGUCGUUGGAAAGCUGGUCUUUGUUCUUGUCCAUGAAGCCAUCGAUUUUGUACUGCACGGCGCCAGCGAAGUGGUUGACCACGAAGCUGCUCUGGUCCAGCUUCACCUUUGCGAAUCUUGCGUUGUUGGAAUGGCGCUGCACGAUUUUGUUGCACAGCGAUUGGUCACGCCCGCCAGGGACGGCUCUUGAACAGAUCGACACAAUCGGAGUUGUCGGGGAAGUCAAGGGCGUUCCACGAGAUGCCUUCUGCAGAGUACAGCUCCUCCUCGCAGCGGAACACGAAGUUGUUGAAGAAGUUCUGCAACGUCUCAUUCGUGAAGUUGAUGCACAGCUGCUCGAACGAGUUGAACUUGAAGCACUCGAAACCGAAAAUAUCCAGAAUGCCCGUGGUCAGAUUCGCAUCGGGAACGUGAUCGAAGAGCAUGCUGUACACGUUCUUGGCGAUGGCGUCCCUGACGUCGCAGGCCUCCUCGACACGCAGCGGUUUGGUGUACAUUUCGUUCGCGGUCUUGAUGGUACGGGUCAUCAGCGCGUUCAUCAGAGAGACGUUGUCGACGUUCAGCAGUGUGGUCACCGUCUGGCAGUGCCCGGCCUCCAUGUUGCUGAUCAUGGCGCCCUCACUGCCUUUCUCCACGAACUCGAUAUUGCUAAGGUGGAGGACGGUAGCCACAAUGUCGAACACGACAGACACCUGCUCGUACGUGAAGCCGACGGUGCGCAGAGCUGCAAGCGUUUCGUCGAAGGUGGGCAAGUCGAAGUCCCUCUCGGAGUCUGGCGGCACGAUCCGGAAAUUGCCACGGAACGUGGACAAGUCAAACUCCCAUGGCGUGCCUGA
Babesia ovata is the source of this 849-nucleotide messenger RNA. Its product is annotated as DHHA2 domain-containing protein, putative. NCBI's taxonomy places the organism in Eukaryota, Apicomplexa, Aconoidasida, Piroplasmida, Babesiidae. Bases 1 to 849 code for a protein of 282 amino acids. The transcript is spliced from 3 exons. The record is from RefSeq and is a predicted model, not a curated record.